Phaedon cochleariae (mustard beetle) is the source of this 2430-nucleotide messenger RNA. Lineage: Eukaryota; Metazoa; Arthropoda; Insecta; Coleoptera; Chrysomelidae. The record is from the annotation of a GenBank genome assembly.
AUGAGUGAUAAAGACAGGAAAAGACAAAAGAGCCUAAGUGCGUUUUUCUUUACCAAAAAACAAAAAACCGACGAUGCAGUUGCAGAUACAGGGAGAGGGAUUGAAUUUGGUGGUGUCACUGUCCCAUGUUCAUCCACGCAUGCGGCAACUACAUCAAUGCCAAAAAACCCAUCAGCAGCAUCAGCCUCUACUAGUUACAUGUUGCAGGAACGAGAUAUAGGUACACUACUAAUCAAACAUCAGCAAGACGGGUUAGUUCUUACAGACGAAGAAAGGUACCAGUGGUUGAAAGAUACUUGGCAACCUACAACAGACUUCAAGUUUCCACUGGUGCGUGAGGGAAAAAAGAACCGGUCUUUUCAAAUAAGCUGGUUAAAGGGACAUGAAUGGCUAGCAUACAGUAAAAUUUCUGGUGGCGGAUUGUGCAAAAUGUGCAUUCUUUUUGGUCGUAGUGAAGCGGGUACAAAUGAUGUGAAGCUGGGAAAAUUGGUGUCGGAACCACUGACAAAAUAUAAAAAGGCAAUCGAAACGAUCACACACCACGAGAGCACGAGGUACCACCAAGCGAACGUGGUAGCAUCUCAAAAUUUUUUGAGGGUAAUGGAGGGAAAAUCAAUGGAUGUUGUUGUCCAAAUGAGAUCCCAGGAAAUGAAAACUGUUGAAGAGAAUCGUAAAAAACUUAUACCUAUUAUAAAAACAAUAAUGUUAUGUGGAAGGCAAAACAUACCGUUAAGAGGUCACAGGGAUGACGGUCGUUUAGAAUCGGAAAGUUCUUACGGACACGGAGAAGGAAACUUUAGAGCGUUGCUAAAGUUCCGAAUCGAUGCUGGAGAUGAGAUACUGCAUGAACACGUAAAAAAGUGUGCUAAAAACGCUUCCUACAUCAGCAAGUCGACACAAAAUGACUUAAUUGAAUGCUGUGGGGAAUUAAUCAGAAACAAAAUAGUGAGAAAAAUUAAAAAGUCUAAAUAUUUUACUAUUAUAGCUGAUGAGACCACAGAUGUUUCUGUUUGUGAGCAACUAACUAUUUGUAUUCGCUAUUUCGAUGUAGAUACAAAGGAAAUACAAGAAGACUUCCUAAUGUUUGUCGAAGUCGUUAAACUUACUGGUGAAAACAUUGCUCACCAUAUUUUGAAGGCGUUGGAAAACCUUAACCUGGACAUUACAUUGUGCCGGGGUCAAGCAUAUGAUGGAGGAGCCAACAUGAGCGGAAAAAUAAAAGGUGUUCAGGCACGCAUAUCCAGCAUUCAGCCUUUAGCCUUUUUUACCCACUGUGCAAGCCACCGACUCAACUUAGCUAUUAGUACAGCCUGCACCGUACCCAGCAUAAGAAAUGCCGUAGGGGUUAUCUCAAGUGUAGCAACUUUCUUUCGUGACUCAGCUCAACGAAUACAUCUCCUCAGAGAAGAAAUGCAAGCUCAUCUGCCAAAGGAAAAACAGAAUACAUUGAAAAAAAUGUGUGAGACCAGAUGGGUGGAAAGACAUGAAGCGGUUUUGACAUUUUUGGACGUCUUGCCAUGUCUUCCUGAAAUAUUGCGAAAAAUGGCUGAUCAAGAGCAAGGAAACAGAAGAAGUGCUACAUCUCCAUUUUCGUUGCUCCAAUCUAUAAUGUCGUCGGAAUUUCUCAUAAGCUUGGUCAUCCUCUCUGAUAUUUUAGGAAUCACGCUGUCCUUAUCCCGAUCAUUACAAGCCAUUGAAAUAGAUAUACUUUCUGCAAUUCAGCUUAUCGAUAUGACCACAGCAAGUCUGCAGAGGCAACGUGAAACUAGCACGGACACAUUCAAAAAACUUUUCAAUCAGGCUGAGGCCAUCGCAAAUGAAAUUGGUGCAGAAAUCACGGUCCGCAGAAUCACCGGCCGUCAAACAAAUCGGCCGAACAUUCAGACUCAGUCAGUUGAAGAAUAUUACCGACUUUCAGUGUAUAUUCCUUUUCUAGAUUAUAUGUUGAAUGAAAUGAAAUCCAGGUUCCCUAGCGCUCCAAUGCAAAGAAUCGGACAGUUGCAAAAGUUGCUGUCCCCUAACUUCAGCGACAAAGAUGUAGAGGAUGUUUUGCAAGGCGCUGAAAUAUAUAAAGAAGACCUUCCUUGUUUUUUAGCUUUGAAGGGAGAGCUGAAUAUUUGGCAACAGAUGAGAGAAAAUAUCCCAGUAUCUCCAGCAGAUGCCUACAAAAGAGCAAAGGUGCUGCCAAAUAUUAGAACUCUGUGUCAAUUGCUAUGCACGUUUCCAGUGACUACUAGCACUGCCGAGCGAUCGUUCUCCACCUUACGCCGAUUGAAGUCAUACCUUCGCAACAGGAUGACAGAAGAGCGUUUGAAUGGAUUGGCUUUAAUGCAUAUCCAUCAAGACGUUGCGGCAAAAAUGGACGCUAAUGAAGUGCUGGACAUCUUCAGCAGGAAGCAUAAAAGAAAAUUGUCUUUAUUAAACAUUUAA